AUGAUUCGAACAAUUCUGCUGUUCCUCGUCUUCGUCGUCACCGGGACGACGCAAGUACAUGCGCAGAUACCUCCGGCGAGGCGCGAUGGUUUCGUUUACCCACAGGGUCGUCGUGUUGACCCGGAUACUAUACUCAUCGAGGCGUUUUUUGACCCGGUUUGCCCUGACAGUAGAGACGCUUGGUCGCCGCUGAAGAAAGCUGUUGAACACUAUGGAUCUCGCGUUGCCCUUCUCCUUCACCUCCUUCCUUUACCGUACCAUGACAAUGCAUAUGUAACGUCUCGAGCCUUACACAUUGUGAAUACACAUAACUCCACUGCUACAUUCAUUUUACUGGAAGGGUUCUUCGAGCAUCAGGCAAUGUUUUACAACGCCCAAACACAACUCCUGUCAAGACCUGCGGUUGUAGACAGAAUAAUCAAGCUCGGAGAAGCCACGCUGGGAAACUCGUAUCAACAUGUUCUCAAAUCCGGGUUCACCGAUACAAAAUCGGACAGUGCAACAAGGGUUUCCUUCAAGUAUAGCGCUUCAAGAGGGGUUUAUGGGACACCAACUUUCUACGUUAACGGGUUUGUGUUGUCUGAUGCUCCAUCAGAUUUUGGAGGAUGGAGAAAAGUCAUUGAUCCUCUGGUUCAAUCACACGAGGGAGAGAUAAAAGAUAACCUUGUGUCCUCCAUUUGA
Messenger RNA from Microthlaspi erraticum, 681 nucleotides. Lineage: Eukaryota; Viridiplantae; Streptophyta; Magnoliopsida; Brassicales; Brassicaceae. The record is from the annotation of a GenBank genome assembly.